AUGACAGAUAACCAAGCGAUGACGGAGAUAUAUGAGAGGAUGUUUAUAAGUUGUGUUGAAGAAGAUAGAAUCAGUAACUUGCCUGAACACUUGAUAGACUCAAUCUUAGAGUGGCUCCGAAUUGAAGAUGUUGCAAGGACGAGCAUUAUAUCAAAAAAUUGGAGAUACAGAUGGACCACAAUGAGAAAGCUGGUUUUUGAUAAGCCAUUCUUCAAAAAAAUUCUACAUAAGAGAGAAUUGGGACGUAAUGGAUUUUUAAAGCUCAUAAACAAAAUCUUGAUCCUUCACAAUGGCUCUAUCUCGGAAUUCUAUCUCUAUAUACCAAACAUGUUUCUUGAGAAUUACAAAAUAGUUGAUCAAUGCAUGCAACUCUUAUCAAAAAAAGGUGUUAAGGAACUCGUCCUUAUGAAUUCAAAUAAACGUUACAAUCUUUCUUCUCAUGUGUUUUUUUGUCCAGAGUUGACAAAGUUAGAACUGGAGAACUGUUUCUUCAAGCCACCACUUGAGUUCCAAGGAUUUCUCAAUUUGAAAGAACUUUAUCUCCACGAUAUUGAUUUUGGGCCUAAUAUGUGUGGAACUCGUAUUAACUUGCCACAGCUUGAGGAGUUGUACCUUUUACUUUGCAUGAAUGUUUACAAUUUCAACAUCAACGCCACAAAGCUGCUGAGUUUGAAUGUUUCCUAUUGUCCAGAUGCCAUGUUGCUCAGAUUAUUGGACAGUCCAUCCAUUAUUGAUCUUCAAAUAUCUUCACAGGCACCCAAAAAGGGUUUGGCACCAGUGGAAAGAACCAAUUUGGCAAGGAUGUUAAGUAACUUGCCCAUAAUUGAACUUUUAGAUGUUGAUUGUGAUUUUUUUAAGUAUGGUAUCGAAGAAAUAAUUCCAAAGUGGCUUCCACAUGAGGUUAAGAGUUUAAAGUGUUUAGAGUUGCAAGAUAUUCAACUUGGUGAUAUGUCUCAACUUCAUGGUGUUCUAUGCUUGCUUCGAAACUCGCCAAACGUGGAAAGCCUGUCUAUGACACUUUCAGAUUCAAAGGAUCCAGGAGUUGAUGAGGUACGAGCUUCAAAUCAUUUAGAAUCCCCGAACUGCUUGGAUUAUACAUUAAAUAAGCUGCAAAACAGUGAAGAUAACAUCUGUAACAGGAUCAAGACCAGAAAUGCUUUUUAUAAAUCUUCUACUUGCUCAUUCCCCUUCUCUUAA
Lactuca virosa is the source of this 1197-nucleotide messenger RNA. The record is from the annotation of a GenBank genome assembly. NCBI's taxonomy places the organism in Eukaryota, Viridiplantae, Streptophyta, Magnoliopsida, Asterales, Asteraceae.